AUGCACGGCAAGAUUGCUGACGAUCCCAGGCCAGAACACCUCCUCUAUGAGUUGGUAAAUUUGCCAUUCUACUGCAACACCAUCGCAUUCUACAUGGCGGGGCUCCUGGCUGUACAAGGGCUGCGCAACUUUGACAGCUGGUCCGACAUCUGUGCGGUGACCCAGCCUGCAGAGCGCAAUUUCCUCUGCUUGGAAUACACUGAGGAUAUGCUGGACCGACAUGUCUUCGCCCGAUACAGCGCAACGUCCAGCGGUCAGACCAAACCAGCGACCUCGCUCGUUGAGGCUCUCGGACUUCUCGGACAGCGAACGGGUUUUCGCGACCGGCCAACACCUGGCGCCAUCCGCCGGGAGGCACUCUUGCAAGUGGAUCGCCAUGGCUAUUCCAUCAACGAGCGGAUGCGGCAUGCGGAUCAUCGGAAUGCCAACACAUACGGUGGCUACUACCAGAAUGCCAUUUCCACCGUCGAUGGACAGGCAACGUAUUUUGGACUCGAGCAUCGACAACUGCCCGUGUUGCACGAACUCUUCCGCGGCUUCUCCAUUCGUCGCGACUACCAGUUUCGACCAGAAGUACCCUUGCGGCUGCAAGAUCAAAUGGUCGACACUAGACUAGCACCUCAGGACGAUACUGGCACGGUUGAUCGGCAGGCGCGCCAAAAGAUCUAUGGCGAUCGUCGUCAGCAGCGAGAGUCCCUGCUUCGCACCGACCGACAAGAUGGAAUCAAAGAAGCAAGCACAUCGCACGGCUGUGCUUACGAGUCCAACUUUCAACAAGCUCGACGUUUGAUGCCGGAGCGAGAUCGACUGGCUAAGAGCCUCUUUCAGACGGGAUCCUUGAGAGAUGCCGAGGGUAUUCAGCUGAUGAAUGAUUUGGUGGCAAUAUACUCCUCUCGGAACUCCGACACGUAUUGCGUCGAGCUCAAUAAGUCGCCCUCUCGUUGUGAUACUUGCGGCGCAACUCGCGCCGAGAUUGAGAACCAGGAGUGGUGGCGCCACGUCUACCACUGUCGCAAGCACAGAUCCGAGAAUAUUGGUGGCUAUUCUGACUUCUGCUUUCUGUGUUUCUUGUGGAUCGAUCAUGUGGAUGCGUGGCAAGAGCAUACCAGACAGCACAGUCAGAAUAUGCCUCUCAAAUGUAGCUUGGCCAUGUUCCGCGGCACAGUUCUACGGCCGGCAUGGUGUCCGGACUGCAUAGGCAAGAAUGGAACGCCUGGUGGAGGGCCCAAAGGGUUGAAACAGUUUCUCAACGUCACCGCUUGGAAAGCUCACGUGGACGAGCAUAUCCAUGGAUUGCGACCCGGACAGUACAAGUGUGCCCACCCGCGCUGCACGCAUCUGCUGGGCUUCUCGUCAAUGGUCGAAUUUCUCGCCCAUCGGUCUGAUAUCCAUCUCAUUCCUCCGCCGGAUGCUACGACCAAAGGCGCAAUUGGAAGAGUCAAGAACAAGCAUACCGGUGCUGCGGUCAAUGAGGCAAGCUACGCUGCGAGACGCACCCAGCUCAGCCGUAGCAGGGCAUCUUCGCGCAGUUCAGCUUGCGCAGCCUCCGAAGAAAGUUCCACGCCAUCAAUCAAUGACUCAUCUUCUGAACCAGCAUCGCCACGUCCAGGUCGAGAAGAACAGGUCUUGACGGAAGAAGGUGAUAGUAAUGGCGAUCACGGAGAGGCCGGUGCUGCCUUGGCGGUACAUGCUACGUCUCCAGCAACACCGGACAGACUUGCAUCUUCAUCGCCAUCGGAGUCGUCAUCAUCUUUGCACGGAAAGCCUCAAUUGCCUGAGUCCGAAGAAAAGCGAUAUCGACGCCAGGUGGGCUUGCCGGGGCAGCUGUCCAGAAAUGCCAAAUCCAGACCUACGACCAUUGAAGUCGUCAUCCCAGCCAGGCCGCAGGGUUGGAACAAUGUGCCUUUGUUGUGCUCCGUUGAAAGGUCCGACGAUCGAGGAGGCGAGCACACCACCCGCAAGCAAUUCUCCGCAAGCAAGGACUCAGAUGAGCCCCAGGCAGGUGAUGUUGUGCGCCUCUUGAAUCGGUCCACUCACUCCUCACGGCGUACGAGGAAGUCGAGGAAGACACAUAUCGAUAUGGCAACAACUCCAAGCGGUAGGAGCCGGAAACUUACAGAGGCCUCUGAAGCUUUCGUCCGAAGGAGGAACGCCAUUUCUGAAAUGCAUGCUCGUAUUCAAGAACGUCGCAAGUCGCACUUGAAGAGACCUGCAGUAUCGUCUAGGUAG
Messenger RNA from Cyphellophora europaea CBS 101466, 2229 nucleotides. RefSeq lists its product as uncharacterized. The record is from RefSeq and is a predicted model, not a curated record. Lineage: Eukaryota; Fungi; Ascomycota; Eurotiomycetes; Chaetothyriales; Cyphellophoraceae. The coding region runs from base 1 to 2229 and encodes 742 amino acids. The transcript is spliced from 2 exons.